ACGUCGAUAUCAACGACACCGAGAAAUCAAGAUGGCGUCCUCCAUGCCGUAAAUUGCACCAUGUCUUUGCUCCGUUCUUUCAUCACGGUGUUUCAUUGAUAACACGAAACGACACGCGACUCCCGAAUAACUAAAAAUGGCUAAAUACCUAGCGCAAGUCAUUGUUGUUGGAGCUCAAGUUGUGGCCAGAGCUUUUGCCAGGGCUCUUCAACAAGAAUACGCCGCGAGCCAGGCUGCCGCGCAGCAAGCUGGCGGUGGUAGAGGCGGUAACACGCAGAGGGCUGCAGCCAGUGCAAAGUUGGGCAUGAGCAUACAGGAAGCCCUACAGAUACUGAAUGUGGAGAAGUUGGAUCCGGAGAAGAUUGCUAAAAACUACGAUCACCUGUUCCAAGUGAAUGACAAGGCAAAAGGCGGUUCUUUCUACCUUCAGUCAAAGGUGUAUAGGGCCAAAGAACGACUUGACGAAGAACUCAGACUUCAAGAAGAACAGGAGCAGAAGAAAAAGGAAAGGCGGAAAGACAAUGACUUAUAGCCCCUCUUUUCUUAGUUACAUCUGUACAUAAAAGUGAAAACCGUGUAUAGAAUGCAAUAAAUUUUACUAGC
This is a messenger RNA of Ixodes scapularis (black-legged tick), 603 nucleotides long. RefSeq names its product mitochondrial import inner membrane translocase subunit TIM16 (gene blp). The coding region runs from base 137 to 532 and encodes 131 amino acids. The record is from RefSeq and is a predicted model, not a curated record. Gene Ontology annotation, biological process: protein import into mitochondrial matrix. Lineage: Eukaryota; Metazoa; Arthropoda; Arachnida; Ixodida; Ixodidae. Gene Ontology annotation, cellular component: TIM23 mitochondrial import inner membrane translocase complex. The transcript has 5 exons.